AUGACCGGAGAAGAAUCUGAAUGUUUACGAUCAGAAUUGAAAUUGAAGUUGUCUCCCUCUAUUUGGUCGGAAGUGGAAGUCGCCUUCGCGCAUGCGCACGAGGAUGAACAUGGAAAAUGUAAACAACGGCAACGAGAGAAAUUUUCUAAACUUUUAUCGAUAAAAGAAGGAAAGUCAGACUCGGGAACAGAAAGGGACUUGAUUAACACUGACAAAUGGGUCGUCAAUUUAUCGGACAGGCCGUUGUCACUGGACGAAACAUCAGUGUUAAAGAAAGGUAUGAACUUUUGUGUUACCCCUCCAACCAUCCCCAUAAAUGAAAUCAUCGCUUCCACAGAACAGGUUUGCUACCAAUUAGAGGAUAAAUCGGCCGCUGAAAGUUUAAGGGGAGAAGUUGUAAAGAUUCUAAAAAGUGCCACCAAACCUAAAAGCAACAUCACCACCAAGGAAAGAGAUGCCUUGCGUGACUUAGGUAAACGGAAAGACAUUGUAAUUCUACCUGCCGAUAAGGGUCGUACUACGGUUGUGAUGAACAAAACUGAGUAUGUAGCCAAGAUGGAUAAGCUCACGAGCGACAGGGAUACCUAUGAACCACUGAAAAAGGACCCAACCAGGCAAGUGAAAACUAGAUUGGUUAACAUCUUAAAGAAAUGGAAGAAGGAAAAUCUUAUCUCAGAUAAACUGUACCAUCAACUAUAUCCCACAUCAGAAAACGUCCCAAAAUUAUAUGGACUACCCAAAAUUCAUAAAAAGGAUGCUCCUUUAAGACCAAUUGUAUCGAGCACAGGAAGCGUAUUGUAUGCAACCGCUAAAUACAUUGCUUCGGUCAUUGGCCCCUUGGCGGGUAAAACGGAACACCACAUAGUUAACUCGGUGGAUUUCGUUCAGAAGAUCAAGGAUCUUGAAGUACCCCCAGGCACGAAAUUGGUAUCCUAUGAUGUCUCAGCACUUUUCACUUCAAUUCCAGUACCUAAAGCACUCACAGUGAUCAAUAACAAAUUGGCUGGAGACACCAAACUCAACGAACGAUCUGAACUCAGUGUUGAACAAGUGACCGAGUUGUUAGACCUCUGCCUUAGUAGCACAUACUUCAUAUACAAUGAACAAUUCUUCCAACAGAAGCAAGGUGCAGCCAUGGGUUCUCCCGUAUCGCCGAUUGUCGCGAACUUAUAUAUGGAGUUUUUUGAGAAGCAGGCAUUGGAAACUGCAAGGAAUCCACCGUCCCUCUGGCUGAGGUACGUGGAUGAUACCAUGACUAAAAUCCAUGAAUACAACAUCCAAGAAUUCACGGACCACAUCAACUCAAUAGACGAACAUAUCAAGUUCACUUCAGAGCAGGAGGAAGAAGGCCGUAUUCCGUUCCUGGACACAUGUGUUCACGUGGCAGACGAUGGGUCGACGAAAACCACGGUUUACAGGAAACCGACGCACACCGACCAGUAUCUGAACUUUCAGUCCAACCACCACCUUGAACACAAACGAUCAGUUGUACGUACCCUACUACACAGAGCCAAAACCCUAAUAACAAAAGAAAAAGACCAGAAAGACGAAAUCGAACAUGUGAAAUCCGCUUUAAGAACCAACGGAUACCCGGAUUGGAUAUUCAGACUACCCAAAAAGAAAGAGAAAACACUAGACAAAGAUAAGGGAACACAAAAGAGACCGACUGCAGGAAUACCUUAUAUCAGGGGCACCUCAGAAGUUUUGGCUAGAGUAUUCAAAAAACAUUGA
This is a messenger RNA of Dreissena polymorpha, 1731 nucleotides long. RefSeq lists its product as uncharacterized. NCBI's taxonomy places the organism in Eukaryota, Metazoa, Mollusca, Bivalvia, Myida, Dreissenidae. The transcript has a single exon. The record is from RefSeq and is a predicted model, not a curated record. The coding region runs from base 1 to 1731 and encodes 576 amino acids.